AUGUACUGGGGCCGCAGGACUUGGAAGAUUUGGAUGAAAGGUUGUGACAUGCAUGGCCAGCCCAACUGGACAUGGCCUCGCGCUUUGCUACGGAGAACAGCGGCUUCUCUCCACAACAUUGGCCUCGUUCGUGUGCCACAAACAUCAAAUCGGAUUCUCCGGGUAUACAGGCCUGGAUUCGAAACCCCCCAGGUUUCACCAAAGAAGGACCAAGCAGCAGCCCGCAAAGACAGCAGAAUUACCGGCUCUGCAUGA
Penicillium hordei is the source of this 255-nucleotide messenger RNA. RefSeq lists its product as uncharacterized. The coding region runs from base 1 to 255 and encodes 84 amino acids. Lineage: Eukaryota; Fungi; Ascomycota; Eurotiomycetes; Eurotiales; Aspergillaceae. The transcript has a single exon. The record is from RefSeq and is a predicted model, not a curated record.